Messenger RNA from Suillus paluster, 1212 nucleotides. RefSeq lists its product as uncharacterized. Bases 95 to 853 code for a protein of 252 amino acids. NCBI's taxonomy places the organism in Eukaryota, Fungi, Basidiomycota, Agaricomycetes, Boletales, Suillaceae. The record is from RefSeq and is a predicted model, not a curated record. The transcript is spliced from 3 exons.
UGUCCACUUUUGUGGGACAUAUUGAGAACCAGUGUUACGGCCUAUAUAUCAACCUGUUACCUGUCCAUCUUACCAACAUCUUACGCCGCCCUACAUGCCGCACAAACGUGCCAAACGAGCUGUUCGUGAACGAGAGAGAUCCCUGAAAGGUGUCAAUCUCCCGCCAAAGCACCUUGGGAAUGAGGACACUGUGCCAAAGUCUGCGGCUCGUAUUUUGAAUGCCGAAAAAAUCCGUCACGAAUUCAGAGAGAAAAAGCGGAAGAUCGAUGAGCCCAACGGGGAUCAAUGUCCUCAGCUGAAGCGAAGACGGCAGGCCAGUGAUAUGAACGGUCGAAAGGAGGAGAUGCUGAAGAUCAAGCCCGGAGAAACUAUAGCUCGUUUUAAUAAGAGAGUCGAGAGCAGCAUGAUGCCGCUUAUUAGAACAGCAAUGCAGCAGUCAUCUGCCCAGGUCCGCAGAGUCCAGAAGCACGAAUCGGAGGAGGGAGUUGCCAAGCCUGCACAGGACAAGACGAUGAUUAAUAAACGUAGCCACACAGACGUUUCAAACCCAUCGGCGCCCGCAUCGACCUACACACCUCAUCAGCAGCCUCGUGAUAAACCUAAGGAGUUCCGUGUCUCUUCAACCUCAGCACCACGCCGUCUUAACGAUAUUGCACAAGAACCUCCGCAGUUUGGCAAACUGCCCCGGGGUGCCCGAUCUGGCAAGGACUCUUCGAAAGCAAAAGUCGCUGGGAUACUCAGCAUGGCACAAAAGGCGAUGAUGGAAGAAGAAAGAGAAAACGUCAUUAAGCGUUACCGGGAACUGAAAGCCAAGAAAUUGCGUUGUGAUGAUAACGGCGCAGUGGGCGAGUGAGGCUAAGUCGAUCGCGGUUUUCAUCGACUACGUUUCCGAACGGGUGCAGCAAUUUUCCCUGUCGUUAUCGUCUCCGUUGAGUUUACCCUGACAUGGGUUUGAUCUCUACGUUGACGCUUCCUCUACAGUCCGUUCCUCCGAUGAAUGCUCGAUUUCAUCCCUUCUUUAUCGUAAGGAGGCAAUACAAAAUUUGUUUUGCUGCAAGUACGACGCUGCUACCCAUUCAAUACCACCCGGGCUGUCCUCGGAUUAUUAUCUCACCGCUUGCUCAUAACGAGCCACCACUCGAAAGAAAGUCAUUUCCCUUACCCAGAUGGCGGAGGUCUAAACUCCCGAACCCCUCGGAUGAUCCUAUUUAA